Molecule: messenger RNA, 1455 nt
Organism: Coniophora puteana RWD-64-598 SS2
Lineage: Eukaryota; Fungi; Basidiomycota; Agaricomycetes; Boletales; Coniophoraceae
Exons: 3
Coding region: 1-1455 (484 amino acids)
Source: RefSeq, a predicted model, not a curated record
AUGUCUCCAGCGCAUGCUACUCCUCAUCUAUCAAUAGGCUUCUCCCCUGUAUUGGAAAGGGUAGUUGAAGCGAUCUUAUUGAUCGCCUGGAUGGGGGUUGAACCACGUCUGACAUGUAUUAUUUGGCAGAUAACGCUGGCGUGGCUCAUGCGUAGAAAUGAGGAGAGGUCUAUGAAUAACUCUGCGCUACUAUAUAACUUGCAUCCCCGCUACCUGAUCGAGCCCAACGUCCCCAGUAAACUCUCGGUUUUGCCAUAUCUUCAGCUUCAUUUCUUCUUCGCGCUACAGAUGUGGUCGAAGCUGUUGUCAGCUGUACUCGUUUCCCUCGUCUUCCAGGGCACUCAAGCCCAGGUCGUCGCGCCCACCGGCACUCUUGCCAGCAUCCUUCCCGCCGCCACCGACCCUGCUUUUGGCGGCUUUGUCUCUGAUGGCGGCGCGGGCGGCAACAUCAACGGACAAAACCUCUUGACCCUCUCAGACCCGGCCGUCGUCAAUGCAGACGGCUCGGUCAACUUCCCCUCCGCUCAUACCGGCUACGCCAUCAUCGAUCCCACCAACCCCAGCCAGAUCACCAUCAUCGGGGACUACAGCGGUAGCAACCCCGACUUCUGGCACGGAACGCCCGACAACUCGGGUGCCGGCGGUGGCGUCAUCAACGUCCUGCCCGACGACAUCGACUGCAACGGAAAUGCCGAUUGUUUUUCUCCCGCCCCGCACACCGCCGCGAUCCCCAUUCCCGGGAACAGCACCGGCGCGCUCAACGUCUGGCCCGUUCAUCCCAACGAGGGCGACUACAUCUACAACACCAUGUUCGAGCUGAACGUGCAGGACCCGACCACACUCAACUCCCAGACUCAGCCGUUCAGCGGUCAGCGCACCGUUCCCGUGCUGUUCAACGUCUCGCAGGGCCACGCCGGCUACGGCAGCCGCGCUCUCACGUCUGGGCAGGGCGACGACGCAGCGAACCACUUCUACCUCUGGGAGGGCGACACCACUGGUCUCAAGGUCGCGCGUGCGCCGUGGGCGUCCCGCACGGACACCACGACGUGGGACUACUGGCACGGUGGCGACGGCUGGGUCACCAACCAGCCCCUCACGUACAACGGCGACGCGUACGGCAACGUGCUUAACCUCACCAACCAAAACCUCUUCUACGGCUGUGACGUCCGCUACAUCGACCGCUUCAACACGUUCAUCAUCACCUUUAGCGGUGGCGCCGACUACAGCCAGUACAUUGCCUACUCAACCUCGGGCGAUAUCACCGGGCCGUACUCCGACCCGGCGAUCCUGUUCAACCCCCAGCUCAACUCCGGCUGCGCAGGCAAGAGCGGCCUCCAGCUGACCGACUUCCCCCAAAUGCACUGGGAUUACUACGGCACUACCGCGAGCCAGACACUUGUCAGCUGGAUCUCGUGUGACUACUAUACCGACAUGGGUAUCGUGGAGUGGUCCUAA